AAAGCAACUAUAAAUCCGAGUAUCGACAAUCGCCAGUUAGAAUUCGGUAAGGAAUUUCUCAGUUAAUGAGUGUGUAGUAACAAUACAAAUGACGAGCGUUGUUCACUUCUUAAUUACAGCUGUGAUUUAUACGAGAAAUAUCACAUGACACUGGCUUAAUAGUAUUUAACUUAGAUGUAUCUUUGAUAUUUAUCAUCUUUCACAAAGUGAAGAAAUUUGCUACACAAAAUGGAUAUAUUCCUGCAUCUAUAAAUCUGUGAUAGAAUUGGUGUUACAUAAUUGUUGUUAUGACUUAAGACCAUUAGCAGAAUUUCUCUACUUCACUGCCUGGAAUAUCUUCAAGAGUUGAUUGCUUUGUUUAAACUUGGACAUAUUUAGAAAGGAGGUUGUGGUAUCUUAACACAUCAAUUGAAGUCACGCUUUAUGGAAAUAUGGUUCUAGAUAUACAAGAGUUGAAUUUGACAGAGAAGUAAAAUUAUGGAAAAUAAAUUCUAUGAGGAACCAAUUCAAAUUAAAAUAGAGACUGAACGAGUUGAUUCUUGUGAUGAGAUUCAGAAUGAGAGAGAAGAAAAAUCAUACUCCUGUGACAUGUGUAAAAACUCAUUCUCUCAGAAACACCACCUAAAUGAUCACAAACGUAUUCACACAGGAGAGAAGCCAUAUCAUUGUGAUAUCUGUGGUAAGUCGUUCUCUACAAGUGGUACUUUAAGUACCCAUAAACAUAUUCAUACAAGAGAGAAACCAUAUCACUGUGAUAUCUGUGGUAAAUCAUUUUUCACAAGUAGUGCAUUAAAUACUCACACACGUAUUCAUACAGGAGAAAAACCAUAUCAUUGUGAUAUCUGUGGUAAAAAAUUCUCUUACAGAUCGUCCAUAAGUAAACACAGAAGUAUUCAUACAGGAGAGAGACCAUGCCACUGUCAGAUUUGUGGUAAAUCAUUCUCAGAUAAAAGUAAAUUACAAAGACACAUAUAUAUUCAUACAGGAGAAAAACCCCAUUGCUGUAAUAUAUGUGGCAAAUCAUUCUCUCAAAAGAAUGACUUAAAUAAACACAUACGGAUCCAUACAGGUGAAAAACCAUAUCACUGUGAUAUCUGUGGUAAAUCUUGCUCUCAAAGUAGUGAUUUAAUUAAACAUAAGCGUGUUCAUACAGGAGAGAAACCAUAUCAGUGUGAUAUCUGUAGCAAGUCAUUCUCUGAAAGCACUGCCUUACAUAUACAUCGACGUAUUCAUACAGGAGAGAAGCCGUAUCAGUGUGAUAUCUGUGGCAAAUCAUUCUCUCAUACAUCUCCCCUAAUUAAACACAGACAUACCCACACAGGGGAGAGACCAUACCACUGUGAGAUUUGUGGUAAAUCACUCACUACAAGUGGAAGGUUAAAUAGUCACAAACGUAUUCAUACAGGAGAGAAACCAUAUUGUUGUAGUAUCUGUGGUAAAUUCUUUUCCACAAGUACUGCAUUAAAGACUCACAAACGUAUUCAUUUAGGAGACGAACCAUAUCACUGACAUUUGUGGUAAAUCAUUCUCUACGAAUUGUAACUUAUGUAGCCACAUAUUUAUUCAUGCUGGAGAGAGACCAUAUCAUAGUUAUAUCUGUGGUAAAUCCUUCUCUCACAUAUCGUCCUUAAGUAAACACAUAAGUAUCUACACAGGAGAGAGACCAUGCUGCUGUGAGAUUUGUGGUAAAUCAUUCUCAGAUAAAAGCAAAUUACAGAGACACAUGUAUGUUCAUACAGGAGAAAAAUCGGAUCUUUUUUAAAACGGGGGCCACAUUUUUCAUUAAUGUUUUACGUAGUGCUUUUGGUACCGAAAGACUUUCAAACUUCGUAUACUUAUCUAUUUUGUGUUAUAGAACAGAAAAAUAUUUUUGUAUUCGAAUUUAUUUUAUGUAAAAAAUUGUCUUAUUUCGAUAAUUUCAACCAAUCACUGACGUCCAUUCAGCCGAUAUACAUUAAGUGCCGACUACAUAAACAAACGAUUCUUUGUUUUAUUUGCUUUUUUCAUUUUAAAUUUGCUUUAACCCUAACCCUAACCCUAACCCUAACUCUAACCCUAGGGUUAGGGUUAGAGUUAGGGUUAGGGUUAAUUGUUUCAGAAUCGUUUGUUUAUGUAGUCGGCACUUAAUGUAUAUCGGCUGAAUGGACGUCAGUGAUUGGUUGAAAUUACAGAAAUACGACAACUUUAACAUGGAAUAAUUUAUGGAUUUCUUUUUUUUUUAAGAAGACUAAGAGAAAAAGAUGUUUUAUACGACACAUUCUACCAGUGAUCCAAGUUUCAAAGUGUUUCGUUAAUGAAAAAUGUGGCCCCCGUUUUAAAAAAGAUCCGAAAAAUCCUAUUGCUAAAAUCUGAAGCAAAUCAUUCAGUCUAAAGGAUGAUUUAAAUAAGCAUAUACGAAUUCAUACAGGUGAAAAGCCAUAUUUGUAGUAAAUCUUGCUCUCAACUGGUGACUUGAUUAAACAUAAGUGUGUUCACACAGGAGAGGGUGAUAUCUGUGGCAAGUCUUCCUCUGAAGGUAGUGCCCUACAUAAACCUAGCCGUAUUCAUACAAGAGACACACCUUAUCACUGUUAUUAGUGUGAUAUCUACAAUUUAUUCUCUAGGAGUACAAGCUUAGCUCAACACAAACAUACACAUACAAGUGAGAAACCAUGUCACUGUGUUCUCUGUGGAGAAUCAUUCUCUCAAAGUGGUAAAUC
Octopus bimaculoides (California two-spot octopus) is the source of this 2699-nucleotide messenger RNA. Its product is annotated as zinc finger protein 239-like. The record is from RefSeq and is a predicted model, not a curated record. Lineage: Eukaryota; Metazoa; Mollusca; Cephalopoda; Octopoda; Octopodidae.